AUGUUUAUUUUUGCAUUAUUCACUUUGGUUCUAUCUCUAAAUGAGAGUCUCAUCAUUUAAAGUCCAUAAGGUUUAGCCAAUAAUACAGAGUUGCAAUAAAUACCCUUCAUUAUUGCUGAUUUUAGUUAUGUGCCAUAUGGAUAGAGUAUUACAGGAGUGCUUGAAGUGGCUAAUCCUUAUCAUUUUUGUAAUUCAAAAUUCAAUCACUCUGUUGAUCGAAGUAGUGAUCAAUCAAAUGUCAAGAUUCUUCUAUUAAGAAGAGGAGGAUGUACUUUUGGGGAAAAGACUAUCUAAGCUUAAUUGCUUGGAUAUUAAAUAGUACUUAUGCAAGAUAAUGUAGAUGAGAAUAUAAAUAAAUUGGGGAUACCUAGAGAUCAUUUAUAAUGA
Molecule: messenger RNA, 387 nt
Organism: Paramecium tetraurelia
Lineage: Eukaryota; Ciliophora; Oligohymenophorea; Peniculida; Parameciidae
Exons: 2
Source: RefSeq, a predicted model, not a curated record